GGCCUGUUUAAAUGCAUGGCCAUCAACUCCUUCGGCACGGUCUCAUGUGCAGCGAUCUUGGAAGUUUACAAUGACCUGGAGGAACAGCUGGAGAUCGAGGCCAUUCGCCAGCAGGAAACGAUCUGUCUCACACAGGAAAACGAGGCAAUGUUCCAGCAGGAGAGUGCAUCUGUCCAGACUUCCUCCUCCAGAAAGAGCAGCGAGGACUUUCCCCCUCUGCUGCCUGACUCCAUGACCCUUCCCCCUCCUGAGUGGCCUGACAGCCCCAUGGAAGAUAUCAUCACCAGUGAUGCAGAUUUCCCAGAGCCUCAGCCGAUAAACCAGUCCUCUGAAGAACCCUUUAGCCGCAGCGAGGAGGAGUAUGCUCUGAGCCCAGAGGACCAAAGGUCACCAGAGGUUACUAUCCUAGCCUGUACGCCCAGCCCUCCCCCUCCACCCUCACCCUCACCACCACCGCCGCCACCACCAGAAGUCAAGGAGAAAACCCCAGCACCCAAACUGUUCACUCCAAGCAAGCUCAGCUUCACUUCCUCCCAGUCAGGAGGCAACACCAUGAACCUGUCGGACCUGCCUACCUUCACCCCCAGCACCUUCCCUCCCAGCGCCUUCAACUAUGAGCGACCGAGACAUUUUAUUCAGUCGCAGGCGUCCUUCCAGGCGCCCAGCUACGAAAGCGUGGUGCGGGAGGCCCAGGAGAACCAGAAUAACUCCCAACAGAACCUCAACAUCUCUCAGAAUAGUUCAAAGGUUCAGGAGACACAAAGUCAAUCUAAAAUGAUGUCCACACAAAGCCAGUCAUUGUCUCAAAGCCAGUCAUUGUCUCAAAGCCAGUCAUUUUCUCAAAGCCAGUCAGUGUCCAAGUCGUUGUCUCAGACUCAGUCACAGUUUAAGUCACUGAACCUCAAUCAAAACCAAACCCAGCAGGUUGUCGCCCAGAUACCAGUCCAGAACCACGCCAACGGAAUGGGGAAGUCCUCCCCCUCUUCAUCCAGCCUCAGCUCUCCCGUUUCCACCCCGGCUUCCUCUAUUGCGCCUCCUCCUCCUUCCUUCACUUCCCCCUUGCUCAGUCCCUCCUCCUCUCCUUUCCCAGCCUCCCCCUUAUCCACGCUCCCCCGCAGCACCAUGCGCUCCACCAUCACCCUCACCCCCAGCAUCCCCAGUGCCACCGGCCUCGGCAGCGCCACCCUGCCGGCCAACCAGGACAGCAUUUCAGCUCCAGCCGCUUACCUCUGCUCCGUGCUGCCCUCCCCGUCCUCCUUCUCCCCUUACUCCUCCUCUAAAUUGUCUCCCAACUCCAAUCCGCCCCACCCCUCCAUCUCUCCAUCCCGCUCCCCGCUCGCCCCUUCCAGCCCUCUCCUCCCCAUGAGGGCCGCCACCUCUCCUUCCUCCCCUCCUCAGCAGCCUCUCCCACUGUCCUCUUCCCUUCCUCACUCCCCCUUUUCUCCCUUCUCCUCCUCCCCUCUCCCACAGCCCAAUACUCCAAACAGUCAGAACAGAGUAGCGCCUGCUGUGGUCUCCCUUCCCGCCAACUACAAGGGGGCACCCAACACUUUUCCCAAGCCUAUCCUGAAGAAGACUGUGGCUCCUCGGCCUUCCUCCUCUCGCUCCACAGAUGAAGACAUCCAGGGCUCCAAAGACGCCCUCAUGCAGGAUCUGGAAAAGAAGCUGCGCUCCAAGGAGGCCAGGAGGAGAAACAGCCAGAAACUGUCCUAUGAGGAGCGUAUGGCUCGCAGGCUGCUGGGUCCAGACAACGGCAACUACAUGUUAGACCAAGACAACCUUUCAGACUCACAAGUAGACCAGCCAGAUUCACCAGAAGGACGACACACAGGUGGACUAUGGGGGAGGCACCACUCGGGGACAGAUGAUAAAGGAAACGAGGGAUCGGCUAUCCAGGAGAAAUGUUACGCUCCUCGCUUCAUGCAGAUCCCUCCAGACCUCACUGUGGAGGAGGGACGCUUCUGUAGGAUUGACUUCAAGGUUGGAGGUCUCCCCACUCCAGACGUCUCCUGGAACCUGGACGGCAAAGCCAUACGUCCAGAUGACUACCAUAAGAUGUUGGUGUGUGAGAAAGGGAUGCACUCAUUCAUCAUAGAGAUCGUCACAGUGCAUCAUGCUGGCGUGUACGAGUGCGUGGCAAAGAAUCGCGCAGGAGAGAGCAGAUUUACCAUGAGGCUUGAUGUAUUAGCCCAGGAGGCUCUCCGUCCUCCCACCUUCAUCCAGAAGAUGUCGAACUCCAAAGCUCUAGAGGGCGACACUGUUAGGUUAGAGUGUAAAGUGGACGCCUCCCCUCCUCCACAGCUCUUCUGGAAGAAAGAUAAAGACAUGCUGCGUAUUGACCCCAACAGAAUGAGUCUGUACCAGGAUGGGUCAGGCAGGCAGUGCUUGUUGUUAGAGAGGGUGAUGAAGUCCGAUGCUGGUUGGUACACUCUUUCCGCCAUCAACGAAGCCGGCAUGUCCACAUGCAACGCCAGGCUGGAUGUCGGAACUCGUGCAGCCCCGGUCAUGAAAACAGCGCCCCCUGGCUCCAAGACGUUGAAACUGCUGUCGUCUCUGAGCCACAUGCCCUCUCUGACCGUAGAGAGCCCCGCCCAGCACAACGCCCAGCACACCGCCCAGCACACCGCCCCGCUGUAUGAGAGCGAAGAGCUGUAGAUCCCAACUAAUCCCCACCCCCGCACCCCCAUCCACCCGAGUCUGUCUCAUCCUCCAUUCACAAUCACUCAUCUCACCACUGUCAAACUGGGCCUAACAUGUGAACAUCUGGGUUUUUUAAGAAUUCCCCAUGCUCGUGACAACCCAUCUUCCAUCCAUCAGAAGAGUUUUGAGAUAUUUCAAACAUGUUUUCAAGCUGGAGGAAACAUCUAUAACCCAAAGGAACACUUGGUAGCUAAUUUGAGAGAAACGUUUUCAUAGUUAGCGCCGUUAAGUGACUUCUGACUUUAACUCAUCAUGUUGUUCAUCUGCUGCUGCUUGUUAGCGCCAUGCCCAUCCUUCUGUUUAUUGUGUAAUACUGCAGAGCUCAUAUUGGACACACUGUCACUGUCUGUACACCUCUCUCUCUCUCUUUAUCUCUCUCUCUCUCUCUCUCUCUGCUCGGCCCGUCUGUCUUGUCCUGUCUGCUCUCAGCAAAAUGGUGCGUGGAGGUCAUGUGGAUGUAUUAAUAGACCUGGAUACGGUGUGGCAUAGUCAGCCUUGCUUGCCUGUUUUAUCCCAGUGGCCAACCACAACACAGCAACAACAAAAAAUAGAUAAAUCCCCCUGUGGUCCAGGAAGCAUUUCCUCAAUUUAAAGGAGGUAUUUGUCAAACUGAUGACAGGGCAUGAUUUGAUCACUAUUUGUGUAAAACAUUUCAAUUAUGAAGGUCUAAAACUGGACCUGAGCCUAGAAAAGCUUGUUUUUUUUUCAGCUCUAAGUCUAUUUACGUGCAGACGGGCUAGAAACACUAAUGCACAACACUUUGAAUAAACGUACACCAUCUUGCUAGAGUUAGAAAAUAGAAAGCAUACUCACAAUCCAACACUGCCAACGUCUAUCAGAUGCUGCACUUUAACCCCAUCACCUAUCUCCUCGUCACUUUUCCUUCUCGCUCGUAGUUGAAUAAGGAACGUUUUGUGUUUGAGCCUCUAAAUGUAUGUUUGUCUCUGCUGCUGCCUCCGACGACGACACAUGUCUGUAAAGCAUUUACCGCAAGAGAAACUCGGAUUUUUAAAGUUUUGAUGUAAACCUGGACGUUUAAAGAAAUCUCUCACUUCUCAGAUUCUCUGCUGUGGUGUAAAUUCAGUCGAAAUCAUUUGUUUUAAAGUUUCUAAUAUACUGUGUCUGUGAAUGAAUAUUUAUUUGAAGGUAUUAGUUACCAGAGUCAGGACUUUUUUAAGUUGCCCCUUCUCUCGCCUGCAGAAGGCUGAAACCGGAGCUGUAUUGACGAGUUGGAGAAACAACAGCAGGCUUUUAUUUUGAUACCCAGCCUCUACAACUGAACACAAAAGUUGCUCUGCACUUAAAAGAACAUUCAGACCUUACUUAUUUUGAAAAGUUUACAUUUUAUCACAUCUGCAGCGCAGAUAAGACGUGUUUAUUCACUUUACGUAAGAGGAAUGCAUCAUGAAAUCUUUGUGUUCAGUAAAAAAUGGGUAUCAUUGUGUCAGCCUGGGCCCAGAUUCGCUAAAGUCUCCCUAUCUGGCCUUAUAUAAUAAAGUCUAUCAAAAAAAAGAGGCUUGAGUUGCCUGCUUACCAUGGAACUGCUUGUUAUUGCCAGCCAGGAGUUAAUUUCACACACAAAAAAAUGUUGUAUUUUUGGCUGGAUCUGCAUGCAAAGUGAAAAGCUGAUGUUUAACCCUGUGUGGCCACAGAUCAGUGGCAGGAAUUUCUUUAAAGACGCCCAUAACAAGCUGAAAUAUAACAUUUCUGGAUAUUUCUACAGUUUGUCAUGAUGAUGAAGUUUGAAUGAAACAGGGUUGAAGAUUGGAUUUGCUUAAAGCACCAUUCUAGUUUUGGUAAGUUAGGGUCGAGAUUUUGAAACUUCAGGUUGUAGUGUGUAUUCUCCUUUAAGUACUGUUUGUUGUGUCGGAUGUUCUACAUAUCACUGGAUGAAUGAGGAAUAAAGUCUAUGUGACCUUGCCUUUUC
This is a messenger RNA of Scomber scombrus (Atlantic mackerel), 4627 nucleotides long. It is a transcript of the gene myot, whose product is annotated as myotilin. The transcript has 12 exons. NCBI's taxonomy places the organism in Eukaryota, Metazoa, Chordata, Actinopteri, Scombriformes, Scombridae. Gene Ontology annotation, biological process: dendrite self-avoidance; homophilic cell-cell adhesion; axon guidance. The coding region runs from base 16 to 2655 and encodes 879 amino acids. Gene Ontology annotation, cellular component: plasma membrane; axon. The record is from RefSeq and is a predicted model, not a curated record. Gene Ontology annotation, molecular function: cell-cell adhesion mediator activity.